Sinocyclocheilus anshuiensis is the source of this 1166-nucleotide messenger RNA. It is a transcript of the gene smim22, whose product is annotated as small integral membrane protein 22. Gene Ontology annotation, biological process: regulation of cell population proliferation. Lineage: Eukaryota; Metazoa; Chordata; Actinopteri; Cypriniformes; Cyprinidae. The record is from RefSeq and is a predicted model, not a curated record. The transcript has 4 exons. Bases 95 to 337 code for a protein of 80 amino acids.
UUACGCCACACCUGUUAGCGCCACAGCGACAGGUGUAACACAGUAACCCGGAAAUACGACAGACGAAAACAACAGGAAUCUUCUUACUGAAGUCAUGGAUAAGAACAUACAACAGGAUUUUGAGAACCAGUUCAAUGAUGUGGUCUCAAGACUACAAUCAAAGAAGAUGUUUCAGUCCGACUGGGACAUUGCCUCUUUCGCAGUUUUCUUCAUCUUUAUAGGCAUGGUCCUGUUGCUGGUUAUCUUGGUUCUCAUCCGCUGCUGUUGCUGCUGCUGCUGUGAUGAGAAGCCAAGAAGACAGAAGGUGGGCAUCGACAAUAUGGGAAUGGAGCCGUGAUCUUCCGGAAACAACAGGCACCAUUACAUCCAUUUUUUUACUAUCAGUUUUGCCACCUAAUCACCAUUUAUAUGUGAACAAGUAAAAUAAUGGAGGUAGGAGAAAAAUAUUUUAGGUAGAUACUUCCUUAUAGGGAUGAUAAAAGCAAAAACCUUCCCCUACUGUGUAAAAAUGCAGUUAAUAUUUACCCAGGAAAUCACAUGAUUGAAGUUGCAUUCCAUUAUAGAUACCAGAUCCACUUCAUCAGAGAGAACACAGAUUUUUAUAUACAAGCAUGCUCACCAGUUUUGAAGACAUUGGUUACUUUCUGGUUACACACUUUAUUGAAGCAACUUUCCUGGAUGGAACCAAUGCAGGCCCUUGACAAAUGGCCUGUUGAAAUUAACUUGUUUUUACUUGUCCAUUGAACAGUACGUUUAAUCUGUUAAUCUUGUACCUGACUGUUAAGACUGGAUCCACUUAGCCUACACCUUUUCACUGAAUUAGCCUUGUCCAAGAUUUAAGUGUUUUUAGUAGAGUUCUUUCAAAUGCUUGACUUUUAAAUCUGAAAUAUAUAUAAUAAAUAUAUAUAUAUAUAUAAAACAAAUACAGAACCUACACACACUACAGAAGAUAAAAAAAGAGAAAAAAGAAGCUUAAAUAACUUGACUGAUGAGACUUCUCAGAUUUUAGAAAAUGCAAACAGAUAAGCGAUGCUUUACUUGUGAAAACUGUACCUUAGAAAAAGGAGUAUCAAUAUUUGUUUAACUUUUUUAAUGUACCACAUUGUUUGUAUAAAUUUUAGACUUUGUAAACAAACAAAAAAAAUAGAUACAUACCUUCAAAUGAA